Molecule: messenger RNA, 1210 nt
Organism: Triplophysa rosa
Lineage: Eukaryota; Metazoa; Chordata; Actinopteri; Cypriniformes; Nemacheilidae
Exons: 5
Coding region: 224-727 (167 amino acids)
Cellular component (GO): NURF complex; MLL1 complex
Source: RefSeq, a predicted model, not a curated record
ACUUUGGUUUAAGACCAAUAAGCGCCAUUGUUUCCCAGAGUCAUCUUUAUGGCGCACUUAUAGUGUUGUUUGUUUCGUAAAAAUGGUUUUGUUUAGCUUCAUGAUGUGAAAUGUUUAAAAAUAAUUAUUCAAAUAUUUUGACGUUAGUCAUUGUUACCCAAUUCAGCUAAGUUAGCUGUUUCCUAAAACCGCAGCCCCCACCACGCUGCUGUAAAUCAAAACAAUGACUUCAGCUUCUACUAAGGUUGGCGAGAUUUUUUCUGCAGCUGGAGCUGCGUUCACAAAAUUAGGAGAGCUUACCAUGCAACUGCAUCCAGUGGCAGACAUGAGUCCAGCAGGUGCACAAACGAAAACAACAGUCAAGAGGAAGAUUUAUGAAGACACUGGAGUUUUAUCCACUGAUUCUUUAAAGAAGAGCACCAAAAAGGUACCAGUUUCUAUGCCUCUCCCUGGACCACCUAAAGUCAUUGCUGUGCCAAAAUCUCAUGUUGCGGUGACCGCCGGUUUACAGGGUCCAACUACAUGUCCAUCUAGCAUUAAGUCAUCAAAGACAGCUGAGGUCACUCUCAGUGCAUUGAAUGACUCUGAUGCAAACAGUGAUCUGGUAGAUAUAGAGGGGCUAGGUGAUGGUUCCACCUCCAAAAAACUCAAUUUUGAUCAAGAUAGUCUAAAUCUGGAUUCCAGCCUCAUCAUGAAUUCCAGUGACUUGCCUCUGUUAUCCCGUUGAAGUUCUCAUACUGUAGCUUACCUUCAGCUGGAAAAUGAAAUGAAACUGAAUCAUGUCCUAUCAGUGAGGGUUCAUUCCACCUCCCCCCCCCCCAAAAAACUUCUUAUUUAAUCCAAACUUUUCUUCCAGGAAGACACAUUUCUAUGAUGAUAAUAAAGGAAGGGAUAAUAUAUCAUUUAAGAAAGCUAGCAUAUACUUUUACAUAUUACUGCUCUGUCAAAAAUGUUUAUUUUUCAGUUACAGCAUUUUUGUACAUAUUUUUAAAACCAUUAUAAAGAUAUGUACUUGGCUUUGGGAAAAACCUUUAGCCAAAUGGCUUGGAAUAUUGAUGGUUGAGGCUUUGUUUGUAUUGCUAAAUUAAACAAUUAUUGUACUUUUGAUUAUUCCUAAAGUCAAUGGCCUGCAUAGUAUUUUGACGCAUUUUUCUUUUAUACACACACAUACACAAACAAAAAAUAAAGAUGCCAUCUUUUGCAGCUAAAA